ACGAAGACGACAAGAACAGAAACAAAUACUGAGGUUAUUGGAAAACACAGAAACAGAGUUACCGACGCAAACACGAAACAGUAACACAAUCAAUCAAAUUAAGGUUACGGUUUUGAUCUUGAUGGUGUCCGUGAACCCUAACCCAGCUCAAGGCUUUUACUUCUUCGAUCCUUCCAAUAUGGCCCUUCCUGGUGUCAAUCCUCUCCCACCUCCGCCACCGCAGCCUCCUGCUCCGGCCGCAACCUCCUCCACCACCGCAGAGGACCCGAAUAAGAAGAUCCGAAAACCAUAUACGAUUACCAAGUCUAGGGAGAGCUGGACGGAGCAGGAACACGACAAGUUUCUAGAAGCUCUCCAAUUAUUUGAUCGUGACUGGAAAAAGAUUGAAGCAUUUGUCGGUUCAAAAACAGUUAUCCAGAUACGAAGUCAUGCACAAAAGUAUUUUCUUAAAGUUGAGAAGAAUGGAACAAGUGAACAUGUACCUCCUCCUCGGCCAAAGAGAAAAGCUGCUCACCCAUAUCCUCAAAAAGCUCCUAAAAUCACUCCUACUGUAUCCCAAGUCACAGGGCCAUUGCAAUCUUCAUCUGCUUUCAUUGAACCUGCCUAUAUUUAUAACCCAGAUUCAUCAUCUGUGCUUGGAACUCCAGUUACUAAUGUGCCUUUAUCAUCUAAGAAUUACAGUGCUAUACUGCCAGUUAGUGUGCCACAAGUGACUAGAGAUGACACGGGAUUGACUGGAGCUGGACAAGAUGUUCCUCCUAAUUGUUGCUACAGCAGUAGUAAUGAGAAUACACCUCCAGCCUGGCCAAGUAGCAAAGGGAUUAAUCAAGGCGACCAAGGCAAGCCAGUUAAAGUAAUGCCAGAUUUUGCACAAGUGUACAACUUCAUUGGCAGUGUAUUUGAUCCAAAUUCAACUAAUCACCUACAGAGACUGAGACAGAUGGACCCAAUAAAUGUUGAAACGGUACUGUUGUUGAUGAGAAACCUCUCCAUCAAUUUAAUGAGUCCUGAAUUUGAGGAUCAUAAGAGGCUGCUUUCAUCAUAUGAUGCUGACUCCGAGAGGGCAAAGUUUGUUAAUCUUCGUAGCAAAUCCCUCACUGACAAAUCUGAGAGUGCUGUUCUGUCUGCUUAAUGGGGUUUACCAGUGGUUUCUCCUGAAGAGAGAGAUUGAAAUAUAUUUCCUGAAUACACCUAAAUUGGGCACAAGAGGGGGAAAGGACAAAAGGUUUUACUAAAAGAAAAUGUAGCAUGUAGAUGCUUGCAUGUGUAUAUAAUACGUAUAUAUACCUUUUGGAUUGUGUUUUGUUUGUUUUAGGCUCGUUUAGGAUCUUAUGAAGAUGAUUGUCCUUGAAAUGCAGGACAAUGAGAGUCUUGUUGAGUUCACUUCUGGAGGCUAUACUGUACAGUCUGUUGAGUGCUUUUGUGUGUUAUGCUGUGAAGCUUAUUUCUAGAAUUAGAAUACAAAAGCGGUAUUAGGACUUUAGUCUUUAGAAGGUGCCGUUUGGGUUGUAUAUAAACCAAUAAAAAGUGUAUUUGAGUUUUACUUUGUUUUAAGGUGUGUAUUAUACUUAUAUAACCUGUCUUGCUACCUGGUCUCAUUGAUAUU
This is a messenger RNA of Gastrolobium bilobum, 1606 nucleotides long. RefSeq names its product protein REVEILLE 3. The coding region runs from base 122 to 1132 and encodes 336 amino acids. The transcript is spliced from 8 exons. Gene Ontology annotation, molecular function: DNA binding. The record is from RefSeq and is a predicted model, not a curated record. Lineage: Eukaryota; Viridiplantae; Streptophyta; Magnoliopsida; Fabales; Fabaceae.